Musca vetustissima is the source of this 333-nucleotide messenger RNA. RefSeq lists its product as uncharacterized. Bases 1 to 333 code for a protein of 110 amino acids. Lineage: Eukaryota; Metazoa; Arthropoda; Insecta; Diptera; Muscidae. The record is from RefSeq and is a predicted model, not a curated record. The transcript is spliced from 2 exons.
AUGAGUUCUUUUAACGAAUCUUUGGAUGAUGAACAUUUGAAACUGGUGGAAAGUAUCAACAAUCGUGUCGGUAGCAUAUACAAACAGCUAUGUGAAUUCGAAGAAUGCAUCGAUCCAAAUACAUCCGAAGACUAUGGUGAUGCGCAUAGUAAAAUAAUGGAUUUACUCGAAUGUUUAGAUGAUAUACAAGAGUCGGCACAAAUGAUUAGACCCUACAAUUUGACAUUACGUUCACAGCAGCAGGCACUAAAUGAACAAAUCAAAUGUUUAGAACAGUCGGUGCAGUUGAUGAGACUGGAAACUGGUAAAACGCAAAAUGGAAUGGAAGAAUAA